AUGCUCCGAUGCACAAACAUGCACCCAUACACUCGCAUACGUACAUCAGGCAGCAAUAGUGAAGAGGUCUCAGUUGGCUCCUGCAGCACGGGUUGUUCAAUGACCUCCGUACGCGAAGCAGAGCCCUAUCUGGAUCACAUGGAGCCCGAGGGCAGAUUCACAGAUGCCAUCUGCGGGGCGGCUGAGAAGUGCCUGAGAGGUAGACAUGCGCGGGCGGCACAAGAAGAAGACGAGGAAGAAGAGGUUGGGGAGGAUGAAGAUGAAGAAGAGCGAGAGCAUGAGCAAGAGGGUGAAGAAGAUGAGGAUGAAGAGGCAGAAACAGAGGAGAUGUAUGAAGAAGAAGAACUGGAAAAGGAGGAGGAAGAAGAUGAUGACGAAGAAGAAGAAGAAGAGGAAGAAGAGGAGGAAGAAGAGGAGGAAGAGGAAGAGGACGAGGAAGAGGAAGAGGAGGAGGAGGAGGAGAGAGAGCAUGAAGAGCAGGAGGGAGUAGGUAAUGAAGAGGAUGAAGGAGAAGAGGAAAACGAAGAAGAGGUGGACGAUGAAAGUGAGAUGGAAGAUAUCUCCCACCAAAUAGAGGCCCGAUUGAGCCAAGCGGAGAUCAGUCCCCUGUUGCAAGCAGACACGGUUGAUAGCCGUCCGAGCUCCAGAAUAGCUGGAACACAUUCAGCAGUCAGUAACUCUGCCUUUCAAGCUGCUGCCUCUCGACGUGCCGCUUCAACUGCACGAGGUCGACAUGUAAAUCGUUGUGGUUAUGCGUCUGUUGGACCGGCAGACAAGCCAAUCCGUCCUCUUGCCUCAGCCCCCAGCCAUGGCGCCGGCACUCAGGCCCCGCGAACCAACUUGGGCUCCACUCCCGUCCAGUCGACCGACGCCAACCAGACCAUGUCGAGCCAACACUGCGACACACAAGCAACUGGCUUGUCGGGGAUGGUGAUAAAGACCCAUCGUGUGCUCGACACGGACGGCGGAUCCUCGGACUAUGUAUAA
Protopolystoma xenopodis is the source of this 987-nucleotide messenger RNA. The record is from the annotation of a GenBank genome assembly. NCBI's taxonomy places the organism in Eukaryota, Metazoa, Platyhelminthes, Monogenea, Polystomatidea, Polystomatidae.